Molecule: messenger RNA, 6366 nt
Organism: Paramormyrops kingsleyae
Lineage: Eukaryota; Metazoa; Chordata; Actinopteri; Osteoglossiformes; Mormyridae
Product: transcription factor COE1-A-like
Biological process (GO): regulation of DNA-templated transcription
Molecular function (GO): DNA binding; DNA-binding transcription factor activity
Source: RefSeq, a predicted model, not a curated record
AUGUUUGGGCUUCAGGAUAGCAUUCAAAGGAGUGGAAGUAGCAUGAAAGAGGAGCCGGUCGUGUCCGGGAUGAACGCGGUUCGGACAUGGAUGCAGGGGGCCGGGGUCCUGGAUGCUAACACGGCCGCUCAGAGCGGAGUGGGACUCGCCCGCGCUCACUUCGAGAAACAGCCGCCGUCCAACCUUCGGAAAUCAAACUUUUUUCACUUCGUCUUGGCUCUAUACGACAGACAAGGGCAGCCGGUGGAAAUUGAACGGACAUCUUUUGUCGGGUUCGUCGAGAAGGAAAAGGAGCUGAACGGGGAGAAGACGAAUAACGGAAUACAUUACAGAUUACAGCUUUUGUACAGCAAUGGCAUCCGCACGGAGCAGGACUUCUACGUCAGACUCAUCGACUCCAUGACCAAGCAGCCGAUCAUAUAUGAAGGCCAAGACAAGAAUCCUGAAAUGUGCCGGGUGUUACUUACGCACGAGAUCAUGUGCAGCCGCUGCUGCGACAAGAAGAGCUGCGGGAAUCGCAACGAGACCCCCUCUGACCCUGUCAUCAUCGACAGGUUCUUCCUGAAAUUCUUCCUGAAAUGCAACCAGAAUUGUCUGAAGAACGCGGGGAACCCACGGGACAUGCGCCGGUUCCAGGUGGUGGUCUCCACGACGGUCAGCGUCGACGGUCACGUUCUCUCCGUGUCCGACAACAUGUUCGUGCACAACAACUCCAAGCACGGCCGGCGAGCCCGCAGACUGGACGCCUCGGAGGGGACGCCGUCCUUCCUGGAGCACGCAGCUGCACCGUGCAUCAAAGCCAUCAGCCCCAGCGAGGGUUGGACAACAGGGGGCGCCACCGUCAUCAUCAUCGGUGACAAUUUCUUCGACGGCCUCCAGGUCAUCUUUGGGACGAUGCUGGUCUGGAGCGAGCUCAUCACCCCCCAUGCCAUCCGCGUACAGACCCCUCCCAGACACAUCCCGGGCGUGGUGGAGGUCACCCUCUCCUACAAGUCCAAGCAGUUCUGCAAAGGCACCCCCGGCAGGUUCAUCUACACAGCACUGAACGAGCCCACCAUCGACUACGGCUUCCAGAGGCUGCAGAAGGUCAUCCCACGGCACCCCGGAGACCCAGAGCGCUUGCCAAAGGAGGUGAUCCUGAAGCGAGCCGCUGACCUGGUGGAAGCUCUUUAUGGGAUGCCGCACAACAAUCAGGAGAUAAUCCUGAAGCGGGCAGCUGACAUCGCCGAGGCGCUCUACAACGUCCCGCGGAACCACAAUCAGCUGCCAGGCCUCAACAACCCCUCGGUGCACGCCGGCAUGAUGGGGGUCAACUCCUUCCCCAGUCAGCUCGCCGUCAACGUGUCGGAAUCCUCGCAAGCCGCCAGCCAGGGUUUCAGCCGGAACACGAGCAGCGUCUCGCCGCACGGCUACGUGCCCAGCUCCACGCCCCAGCAGAGCACCUACAGCUCCGUCACCACCAGUAUGAACGGCUACGGCGGUGCCGGCAUGUCCAACCUGGGCGGCUCGCCCAACUUCCUCAACGGCUCAGCGGCCAACUCUCCUUACGCCAUCGUGCCCUCGAGCCCCACCAUGGCCUCUUCCACCAGCCUGCCCUCCAACUGCAGCAGCUCCUCGGGAAUCUUCUCCUUCUCGCCCGCCAACAUGGUGUCUGCCGUCAAGCAGAAGAGCGCAUUCGCACCCGUGGUGCGGCCCCAGGCCUCGCCGCCCCCCACCUGCACCAGCGCCAACGGCAACGGACUGCCAGAUCAGGCUUUUGUGGACUCUAGCAAGUACUCCACUACCAACCCGCUACAGAGCCUGGCCUUUUCCUGAACACUUCCAGGAAUGAUCAUCCCUCAGAUGUAGAAGAUUUGCAAGAGAGCAAGAAACACGUGACAACUUGGGCAGGAGUUAUGAAACUCUGAAAUGAGACUAAAUGCAACCCUUGAAGAAAUUAACCUUUAACUCAGGCCUUUUUAAGAGGAUUUACAUUUGAACAAAAAGAAAAAUAAGGACAGUUACAACUGCUUUUUAAAUUUGUAAAUGCAGACUCUUUGUUUGUUGGUUUGUUUGUUUUUUGAGAAUGGAAGGUGAUGCCACAAAUUAUUCUGACGACCCCAGCCUGCCACAAAAAAAAAAGAACUGUUUAUCCGCAAACUGCUUUCUGUCAUUUAGUUCUCUUUUUGUUUAUAUGUUCGGAAUUUUACCAAAAUUGUACUAUACACAAGGGAACCCGCCUGCAGAGACUAACUUAGGAUUUCAGUUUAAGAGGCUUGUGAAAAAGAAGAUGUAACGUCAGGUGGGGGGGCCGUUAAGGGCAGCUGGCCGGUGGUUGAACUACUGGGUGUGCAGCGGAGCGUGUCCGGAGCGCAGCUCCUGCUCAUAAAGGCAGCGCCUAGUCUUCGUGGGCUUAUUUAAGCUAUGAAGCAGAGUGCAGUUUCCCGAAGACCCUAAAUGAGAUUUGACGUUACACCAGUGGAGACAUACAAGACAUUUUGGGGGGGAGGGGGUGGGGGAAACAAUAAAAACAUACUUAUAUGUAAGCGCACCGGAAUAUUUACUAAGCUUACACGUACCUAAACCACGUUGAAUCAACACAAAGUUUUGCCUUCUCUCUAUAACAAUGAUAUUACCUACUAUAGAAAUAAAAACUUGUCUAAUAGCCCGUGAUCCUGAACUUGAUAAGCAGUUGGAAGAUGAACGGAUGGAUGUUAUUAAUAAUUUAGUACUAGUAAUUUUCAGCUUCACUUUAUUUUUAUACUGUAGCGUCACGUAAAUUUACGCAUUUGCAGUUUUGCGAAAGAUCACGGUACCGGACACUUGGAAAUUUUUGCGAUGCUACAGUUUUGAGUACCUGCGCCUGCUGGGAUUUUUAUUAAUGAUAUUUUUAAUAAGAGAACGGACAGUGUACGUUUUUUACGGAGGUGGAUGUCUUGGCCCGUGAUCCGCGUGAGUCUGUAUCGAUUUCGCUUUAUAUCGAUUGCGCAAAUGUCACGGUCCCCCCAGCCCUUCGUGCGCCUGCAAAUAACAUUUUUUUGGUGUGCACACUUUUGUAGAUUAAAGGACAAUGGCAUUUUUCCAGGAUUUGUUCCAUUUUUACCUUUUACUAGAGGGUGAAUUGCUACUUUGGGGAACUGUACAUAAGACCCAAGAAUUUGUACAUCCGAAAAUGGCACAAAAAUUAUUUUAAUAAUCAAUACAGAUAAUGUAAAUGUCUGGAACAAUAUAUCUCGGUUGCAUUUCGCUUUAAGUACCAGUAAUCUAAUAUACAUAUUUAGAUAUGCCUAUUCUUCAAUUCUAUACUAAUUAAUUAAUUGAUUCCUGGAGGAAUUUAUUAAUUAAUAUUUGGAGGCUGUGCGUGUGUCUAUUUUUAAACAAUGUUCUCUGAAGGCAUUAAGAGUACUCUGAAGCUAUCCUUGGAUCCCGGGCGUAUCUCCGGAUCCUGGUCGGUAUCAGCCCGAUCCGGUGAGAGCCCGGUGCUCUGAUAAGGAGUCCGGCACGCGCGAACCGAGCCCCCGGACCUUGGGUUUCAAGCACAGGGACGUAUUUCGGCGUUCAGUCUAUUCCAGCACAAUCACUACCUGGGACCUGGCUCUCUGUGGCUGGGGCACGAUCUGCUUUUUGUACUUUUUCAUUAUAUGUUUUUUUUUUUCUCCAGCACAUUCCCAGGGUGAGUAUAAUUACCCGGCUCCCCACAUACUGACCUUGUGAAGUCUUUAGCUGAGGAGAAACCGUGCUGACAGGACACGUUAAAAAAGAGAGAGGGGAAAAAAUCUGCCAAGACUGAUAUUGGGCAAGGAAGCUGCAAUCCAAGCGUGUUUGUUCACAUUUCGUGAGCCGUGCCGGAGUCUUGUCCAGUGCUGCAAGUUGUUAGCCUAGAUUUCUAAUGAACACAAGGCGGUCCCAAUUACCUAGAGCCCCGUCCCCAGGGUCCCCUCAGUUCCCAUGUCUAACCGAUCUCCCUGUGCGUAUCGACGCCGUGGGAAGUGGAAAUGAAACCUCUCGAAUUAAUUCUGAAAUAAGAGAACAAAAUGUAAUAGGUUUUAGCACAGAAAGAAAGGAAAAUACAGAAGCCUUCAUUGUUAACCUUUUUGCUGCUAGUAGCACCAGAAAAUCAGUAAAUUAUACGUGUAGUCGAUAUUGUUCUCAUUUCCCUGUCGACGUAUAAAUGAUUUUUUGCCAAUAAUACUUCUGUCGGUUUGUUUUGUGUUUGGUGUAGUUUUUUUCACGAACGAGACUGUGAUAUACCUACAGUUGGCCUUUGUUUGGACGCCAGGCAUCUGUUCUUGUAAUGCUAAUGGGGGCAACAAAUUUUGGCCGCGGGGGUAUCGUUUUUUUUUUUUCCAGCAGGCGCUGCUGAAAUAGCCCCCCUCCUCCUCCUCCUCCCCCCGCGCUAUUCGGAUGUUCAGAGACCCAGCAAAAACGCCACAUCACUUUUAACGUUUCUGUUAUUGUAUCUGUUGUACAUAAUAAUGAAUGUUACCUGACGUGAUAUGUUUUGCCAAUGUCAUUGUUUGAAAUUGUAUUUAUGCAUUAAAAUGUCCUAGGGCAGCUUACGUUAUAUACUGUCACUGAUGCUAUGUCAUGCGAUUCGCCAACUUAAGGCUGCGAAUGAAAGGCAAAAAAGGAAGGGGAUCCCUGUAAAUUACCCAUAAUCCUAGUGUGUGUAUCUCUGGAAUUUAUGCAUUCAUUCUGUUCCAUAAUUUUAAUUUCACUGUGUAUGAUUGCAAUGUAAAAAAGUGCCGAACGAUUUGCUUUCAUCUUCUACCAUUAUUCAUAUUGUUUAAAUGUUAUUUUAAAUGUAUAAUUUGUAUUUUUUUUCUAUUGUACAAGCCAUACUUGCUUUUUAUUUCCAUCCCGGAAAAAGUACUUGUCUAUUUUUGUAUUAAUUGUAUGAUAAGAAAUGUUUGUUUUCGUUUGUUUUAAAUUCUAAAACUUGUUUCAAAAUGUACAGUAUGACAAAAGUAUUGUACCCUCAUAAUAUUUAGUUAUGUUAAUUUUUUAAAUAUAUAAAUAUAUAAAGAUAUAUCUCCUGUUUUACUUUUUGAGGAUUACAGCUACUGUUCCUCAUUUAUAUUUUGCUUUGGUUCUUCUGCUUUGUGAGUUAAUUCACCCCCCCCCCUUCCCCCCAAUAACUUUUGUUUUUUUUUAUUUCGUAUUCCUUUUUCUUUCUCUCUUUGUCUAUUUAAUUAUUUAUAGCCUACUUGGUUUUUCCCGUAACGUCUCAGUAAAAUCUUAAGCAGCUGUUCAGGAGUUGUAACCUUGUGCGUUCCCCGUGCCCACGCGACUUAAUCACGGCGCAUUCGCAGAGAAACGCGAUGAGAAACGAUGCUAAGGUAUGUGAGGGACAUUCACCUCUCUCGUCGUACCCCGGGCUGAGUGAUGUCUUCCCAGUAAUCACCGCUGGAGGUUUCUCCGCUUUUAUGUUUUGGCCUUGGGUGUCAGGUGGGGAUGAGGGCCUGGAACAGGACACCGCGUGGAGAUUACUGCACUGGGGCGAUUAAUAUUUAAUGCACAUUGCAGCUGGGUGCUCUGGAACAGGGGAAAGAUGUAUUAUGCUGUUGAGUUCUUUGUUUUGCCCACAUGUCUGUUAUCACUUUUAGUUUGGGGGAUGGAAUAGGGAGAAGAUUAACAGCCAUAAUCUGCAAAAUUAUAUUUUUGUUUGGUUUUUUUUGUAUAAAAGCAGUGUGCGUUCAAAACUAUUUGAGCUUUAUUGCAGGCACUUUGUAAAAACAAAUAGUAAUUAUUAAUAAAAAGUAAACAGUCAUGAUCUGAAUGUGUUCUGGGCAAAAUGCUAUGGAAUAACGCGGCAAUUUGCAUGCAUACAGUUCAGUUAAUAUCAUCAUACCGAUGCUAUCAUAUUGGUGAAUUAAGACGGGUGGUUUUGCUCCGAUAGCUUAUUGGUCGUUUUGUUUGUCCUGUCCUUCCUACCAAACGAAUCGCCUUCCUUGGGAAAUUGAGUCACUUCAUCCAUUGUCUGUGACGUAAUUCGGCUACCUGUUUUUAAGGUUUACGGUUUUAUUGAGCUUCAGUUAAGAAGGGGUCAUGAGGGGGGGGGGGCGCUGGACUCUAAUCUUUUCAUUUGUAUCUUUCUUUACUAAAAAGAUUCAUAUUACUGUUCCGUGUCAUAGACGGACUCGGUUUUACUAUAGUUAUGCCCUGAAAAGAUUUAAAUUUUGUUCUGAAAAAAAUCUGGUUCUCUUUUUUUCUGUUAAAUCUUUUUCUUGGUUUGAUGAACACUGAUUAGUCAUAUCAUUUGGCAAGCAGCAGAAUAAGUAAAUAACUAUUGUACAUACAGUAUAUAUAUGAUUUGUAAUUAAAUUUGACCUGUAAAGAUGUUUUCAACUUUCACAUUAUUUAAUUAAAGCUAUUUCUUGUCUGUGA